GUCGAGGUUUGCAGUUCAUGUUCAGCUUCGUCGUUUGCACUACGACGACAUUCCAAGCAUUGACUGGUGCAUCAGCUUGUCGGCCAUCCAAGGGCGCUCUAGGGUGUCCGAUACAGCCGCUCCUUCAACUCUCGGAGAGCCUCUGUCAUUGGAUCGUUGCAGAGCCCUUGGCUACAUCUUUCACGCCAUCCGCAACAAGAAUUGGGAAGGCAUCAAAGAGCAAGGGUUGGCUUUGGGCAAGACUAGACACCCUGGUCAGUCCAGCCGCAUCGCGAUCCACAUGACCUACGCUGGAGGCUCGGAGGCGCCACGCUAUGGAGCUCCUUUCGGGCGGCUACUCGCCUUCCUUGCGGACAAUGGUGUGGCGCUUUGCUACCAGACCAUCCCAGCCAAGUACGUGACGUUCCAUAUGCGGCUAUGGGAACGGAAUCCUCAGAGCCACGGGCAGCAGGAGGCUCUCCUAUGGGAGCGGUACCUGAGCCAAGCUCAUCGUCAGCAGCUGCAAGCGGAGGAACCAGAUGACAAAAUGGGCACUCCCACGUUUAAUUUGGACGACCUGCGCAAGGUGAUCCAGGAACAAGAGCUUGCUGAGCAGACCGAGUCUGAGGGCAGGCGCACUCCAAAGGAGGAAGGCGUGCUUGAGGCGGAUGCGAAGAUCUCCUUGGAGCGCGAGCGCGUCCUCGAGCAAGAGAACCUCAUCAAAAAGUGA
This is a messenger RNA of Symbiodinium pilosum, 709 nucleotides long. The record is from the annotation of a GenBank genome assembly. Lineage: Eukaryota; Dinophyceae; Suessiales; Symbiodiniaceae.